This is a messenger RNA of Medioppia subpectinata, 1584 nucleotides long. Lineage: Eukaryota; Metazoa; Arthropoda; Arachnida; Sarcoptiformes; Oppiidae. The record is from the annotation of a GenBank genome assembly.
GUACUUUAUGUGUGUUUACUGUAAUUGUAUUGAAUGUAUUGAUUGAAUAGUUGGCCAGAUAUGAGAGCAUUGAUGAGUUCGCAACGGAUCCGAUGGGUCCUCCAAAGGACAGAGUUGUCGAUGCGAUCACAUCGAUGUCAGAGCUCUUCCACUCAAACCUCGGCAAACACUCCUCAAAAGACAAAGUUUGGUCCACUGGAAGACUCGGACCGGAUAUUCACAAAUCUGUACGGAAGACAUGACUGGAAACUGUCGGGCGCUAUGAGACGGGGCGAUUGGUUUAAGACGAAAGAGAUCUUAUUGAAAGGUCACGAGUGGAUCAUUAAUGAAAUGAAGACAUCGGGACUGAGGGGUAGGGGUGGCGCCGGAUUCCCUACGGGUCUGAAGUGGAGUUUUAUGAACAAACCGGCGGACGGGAGACCCAAAUAUUUGGUGGUAAACGCUGAUGAGGGCGAACCGGGAACCUGUAAGGACAGGGAGAUUAUGCGUCACGACCCGCAUAAGCUGAUUGAGGGCUGUUUGGUGGCCGGACGUGCUAUGGGAGCCGUUGCCGCUUACAUCUACAUCAGGGGUGAGUUUUAUAACGAGGCCUCCAAUUUACAACUGGCCAUUAGAGAGGCCUAUGAGGCCGGUCUCAUCGGUCGCAACGCCUGUCAAAGUGGGUACGACUUCGAUGUGUACGUCCAUAGAGGGGCCGGCGCUUACAUUUGCGGAGAGGAGACCGCACUUAUCGAGUCUAUAGAAGGCAAACAGGGAAAGCCUCGCCUUAAGCCCCCGUUUCCUGCAGACAUCGGAGUGUUUGGUUGUCCGACAACUGUAUCCAAUGUGGAGACAGUAGCGGUCGCGCCAACCAUUUGCCGUCGGGGCGGCUCUUGGUUUGUGUCGUUCGGUCGGACGCGAAACAGUGGCACAAAGCUGUUCAACAUUUCCGGUCACGUGAAUAAUCCGUGUACUGUCGAAGAGGAAAUGUCAAUACCGUUGAAAGAUCUGAUUGAAAGACAUUGCGGAGGUGUGAUCGGCGGUUGGGAUAACCUGUUAGGUGUGAUUCCUGGCGGUUCCUCCACUCCUAUCAUACCGAAGAAAGUGUGCGAAGAAGUGCUGAUGGAUUUCGACUCAUUAUUAGCCGCUCAGUCAGGUCUGGGAACCGCUGCUCUUAUCGUAAUGAACAGACAGACAGAUGUGGUUAAAGCGAUUGCAAGACUCCUUACAUUCUACAAACACGAGAGUUGUGGUCAAUGCACUCCAUGUCGGGAAGGAGUGGGUUGGCUCAAUAAAAUCAUGUGGCGCUUCGUUAAGGGAAAUGCUAGCACUCAAGAGAUUGACAUGAUUUACGAAAUGAGUAAACAAAUAGAAGGCCACACCAUCUGUGCAUUGGGUGAUGCGGCCGCCUGGCCGGUACAGGGUUUGAUUCGUCACUUCAGACCUGAGAUUGAGGCGCGAAUCGAGGCAUACGCUCAGACUCAACAUCAUGUCCGGAAGGCCACCGCAAGUGUCAGCUAAUAGUUUACUCAAAUUGUUUAAUUUGUUUAUUAGUUUUUGUUGUGUAAACAUUAGUAAAUAAAUAGAUAAUUAAUUUAUAAACAA